UCUGCCAACUAGGCUAACAAACACGGAAUGAGCUAUCCUAAAGGUGGAACUGUCUGUAAAGUUUAAAUUGCGACCACACAAGACGCUAAUUGUGAUUCCAACUCAUCAUUUGCAAAGCAUAUGCAUGAAAUUCGGCCUCUGUCGCAUGUCAAUGCGUAAAUAGCCACCAUUGCAGUGUCAACGAUGAAGAAAUAUGUUGCGAUAUGGGGAGGGAUGUUUUUUAUCGUCGCCAGUGUGUCUCUGUAUCUGAUGAUGGAGGCAGUAUCUACUGGUACACGAUCACCAGACAUGCUUCAAUCUCAUGAAGUUGAUACCAAAAUCAAGCGAAUCCAGUCACAAAUUCAACAUAACCAAGACACUAUCAGAGACAUCAAAGACCUAGUUGGACAGCUUUCUAAAGAUGGGGACAAAAAUACCCUGGAAAAACUACAGAAAGUUCUGUCUGAGGUCGACCUGGAUGUGAAAGCAGUGGACUUACCAAAAACAAAAGAUGGAGCCAAAAGUUGGCUACAAGGUUUAAUUGGAGAUGAUGGUUCCAAGAAAGAGACUGUUUAUCAGCAACCAAGAGGGGAGGUAACUGUGUCGGGAGAAGUAUGUAGCCUGGCAGAUGCACCAAAUGUAGAGUCCGAUGUGAAGACAUUAAAACUGAUGGACCUGUUGCCGUUUGAUAAUCCGGAUGGUGGAGUCUGGAAACAGGGUUGGCCCAUCACCUACCCAGCAAAUAAGUGGAGUGGGGAAAAGAAGUUACAUGUGUUUGUGGUCCCUCACUCUCACAACGAUCCAGGCUGGGUGAAGACAUUUGAUGAUUACUAUCAAGCCCAGGUUAGACAACUCCUUGACAACAUAAUCAACAAGCUAGAAGAGGAUCCCCGAAGGAAGUUCAUUGAGACGGAGAUGUCUUUUUUUUCCACCUGGUGGCAUGACAUCACACAAGAUAAACGUAAACGUGUGAAAAGACUGGUGGACAACGGACAGCUGGAGAUUACAACAGGAGGCUGGGUCAUGACUGACGAGGCCAAUGCCCACUACUCGGCCAUUGUGGAUCAGCUGAUCGAAGGCAACCAAUGGGCACACAAUGUUCUAGGUGUUGAGCCCAAGUCUGGCUGGGCCAUUGAUCCGUUUGGUCAUUCUCCGACGAUGGCGUACCUCCUAAAGCGAGCAGGGCUUAACAACAUGUUGAUACAGCGUGUCCAUUACGCUGUCAAGAAAAAACUAGCGAAGGACAAACAGUUGGAGUUUAUGUGGAGGCAGCACUGGGAUCGUGAUGGCAGCACGGAUAUGAUGUGUCAUAUGAUGCCAUUUUACUCGUAUGAUGUGCCCCACACGUGUGGUCCCGACCCUAAGAUAUGUUGUCAGUUUGACUUCGCUAGGAUGCCACCGAGUCGAUAUAACUGUCCGUGGAAGGUCGCCCCCAGUGCCAUUACAAACAGCAAUGUAAAUGAGAGGGCCAAAACAUUGGUUGACCAAUACCGUAAAAAAGCGGAGCUGUACCGCAGUGAUGUAGUAUUGAUCCCGUUAGGGGACGACUUCCGAUACGACAAGGAUGACGAAUGUGAACGCCAGUUCAGCAACUACCAAAAGUUGUUUGACCACAUGAAUUCAUCACCAGAGCUGGGAGUAUCGGCCCAGUUUGGUACUUUGUCCGAUUACUUCAACAAGAUCUACGAGUUGUCGGAGGUGGAGCAGGGCUCUCGGCCAGAAGACUAUCCUGUCUUGUCAGGAGACUUCUUCACCUACUCUGACCGAGACGACCAUUACUGGAGUGGUUACUAUACAUCCCGGCCAUACUACAAAAACUUAGACAGACUGAUGGAGUACCACGUCAGAGCUGCUGAGGUUGUAUUCACAUUGGCCCUUAGUUACAGUCGCCAGGCAGGUGUGACCAACUUCCCCCAGGAGAAGUUGAUGCAGAAACUGGUGGGUGCCCGCCGCAACAUGGGGCUCUACCAACAUCACGAUGGUAUCACCGGCACUGCCAAGGACUUCGUCGUCGUGGACUACGGGGAACGGAUGCUGAAGGGAUUAAUGGACUGUAAAUCCAUCAUUGUGGAGUCGGCGAGCCUUCUGAUGCUGGAGAACAAGAGUGAUUACAAAUACCCCAAGGAACCUCUGUUUAGCUUGGAUGAAGACAGGAAGUCACAUGACUCGUUACCUGAGAGAACAGUUCUGGAUGUUACCGAGGUGACUAGCUCUGUUCUGUUCUAUAACUCUCUGGGUCAGGAAAGGGAACAAGUGGAGGCUGUCUUUGUUACCUCCCCUUUUAUAGAAGUCCAGUCACCAGAUGGCGUUAAUGUACAGGCACAGGUAGAUCCUGUAUGGGAAUCCCCAACAGUCAUGAUUCCGAAGAAGUUCAAGCUGUCGUUUUUAGUACGGGUGCCAGCACUUGGAAUCGCUCGAUACACAUUGAGAAAGGUUCAGCCGGAGGCAGUGAAGUCCACUUCCUUUGCGUCAGCCGUAGUCAUGAAUGUUGUCAUCACCGAUCAUAAAGAAACAUUCCCUUUCACACUGAAAAUGGAAAAGCCACAAGAUUUUACACUGGAAAAUUCAAAUUUGGCCGUGCACAUCAGUGGAAAAACUGGAUUUCUUACGAGUGUGACAACAAAGUCUGAUGAUAAGAAGCAUGAAGCUGAAGUGACAUUCCUCAAAUAUGGCACGCGUGGAUCUAAGGAGAAGAGUGGGGCUUACCUGUUUUUGCCAGAUGGCCAUGGAAAGCCAUUGGACGGUGUGAUUCCUGUUAUAAGGGUAAUGCGAGGACCUGUGGUGUCAGAGGUGACUGUCUAUACACGCAAUGUUCAACACACACUACGACUAUACAAUUCACCAGGUACAGAUGGUAUGGUAGUGGACAUAUCCAAUCUGGUUGACAUUAGAAGGGAGAUGAACUUUGAGUUGGCCAUGUCUAUAGCUACCAACGUUCAGAACACAGAUCGCGAGUUUUACACCGACCUGAACGGCUUCCAGAUGUUGAAACACAAGACGUUUGAUAAGUUACCGCUCCAGGCUAAUGUGUAUCCAAUGCCAGCCAUGGCUUAUAUAGAGGACGAGAUGAAUCGCUUCAGUUGUCUGUCAGCCCAGAGUCUGGGUGUGGCCUGUCAUUACAAAGGUGAGGUUGUUGUGAUGUUGGACCGUCGCCUCAACCAAGACGACAACCGAGGCCUCGGGCAGGGUGUGAGGGACAACAAAGUUACGCCAAACAGAUUCCAGUUGUUGUUUGAGAAGCGCCGAUCUCCGACGCCGAAGGAUAAGAUGAUCGGAUACCCCUCUCUCCAGGCACAUGUAUCCUAUCUCCAUCUCACACAUCCGAUAUUUGUCUCUCCGGAGAAUAUGGAUGCCCUAACUCACCGCUACCUACCGACCUUUAGUCCCCUGGCUGAGCCGCUGCCUUGUGAGGUUCACCUCCUCAACCUACGAACACUUCAGAACAGGGAUGAUGAUUUGAAUUUGAGGUACAAACCAAGGAAGGAAGCUGGACUUCUGCUACAUAGUCUUGGACACGACUGUAACUUCGCCAACAAAGGCCUUCUUUGUCACUCGAAUGGGGGAAAGGUGGUGCUGGGAAAGCUGUUCCAGCAGAUGACUUUGGACAAGGUCACAGAAACAACCUUGACCUUGAUCAAGGAGAAAGAGGAGAUAGACAAAGCUGCAUCAAUAGCACUGAAGCCUAUGGAAAUUUAUUCAUACAAGCUAACAAUACACUGACAGGUGUAGAAACAUAACCUAUUACAGUCAGCUUACUAUGUAAAGUCAACUUAAGCUCUAUCAGCUUAACUCUCUGUUUCAGAAAUAUUUCAUCACUGUUCCUGUUUACUGGUAUAGAUUUCUAGAUUCAGCAUGCCUAAAUACAUAGGUGUGUGGUUUGAAUAUACUUAAAUUAGAAUUAAAAUCAAAUGCUUUAAAUUAUUCAUUGGGCUAUUCCAAAUUUACAAUGUUUAGAAUGAAGUAUUUUAGCUCUCGAUAAGGUGAUUUAGAUUCCUAAAAAUAGAUAUUCUACAGUUGGUAUGGCAUGUAUUUAUCAGUGGGAGAGGUAAACACAUUCCAAAUUAAGUUAAAUUUGAAUUAGGCGAAUUAAUUAAGGCCCAUUAGACCUGUUUUUUUAAAUGGAAGAGAGUAGAAAUUUUUUUACAGUUACUAAAUCGUAAUAAUUGGUGUAAAUUUUAACUGUAGAACGGUCAGGAGGACUGGCAUCUGUGAUCAAUGUUUGUUUGCCUUAUUGGAUAAUGUUAGGAGACAGGGUUAUGUCGGAUCACGUAAAAUUGAGGAGGUAAUACAAAAGAUAUGUAUAUUUUGUACAUUGUUGCCCCUGACAACCACAUCACAUACCCGGUAACCUCAUUAUAUAUACUGGUAACCAUGUCAUGCAGCAUUAUUUGAUUUUUGUGUGAUUUAAGAGAUUUCCAGUUGUCAAGUUACCAUAUUCUCCGUAAUUAGCGCUC
Pecten maximus is the source of this 4433-nucleotide messenger RNA. RefSeq names its product alpha-mannosidase 2x-like. The record is from RefSeq and is a predicted model, not a curated record. The transcript has 23 exons. Bases 184 to 3699 code for a protein of 1171 amino acids. Gene Ontology annotation, molecular function: alpha-mannosidase activity; carbohydrate binding. Gene Ontology annotation, biological process: protein deglycosylation; N-glycan processing; mannose metabolic process. Gene Ontology annotation, cellular component: Golgi membrane. Lineage: Eukaryota; Metazoa; Mollusca; Bivalvia; Pectinida; Pectinidae.